GGAGCCAUGACUCACCCGGCCGGCGGCCCUGGCCCGGCUGCGCACAGUGCACGUGAGCGCGCGUCGCGCUCGUUUCUAAUUUUAGCUUCGGCGGCCCUGGUGGGGUCCGGCGAGGAUCUUUCACGAACGUCACUUCAUUGUUUUCACCAGAGCGUGAGCUCCUCUAUGGCGUCACAGUGGACGCUGUCAGGUGAGAUGACCUUGAAGGUACAGGGAAUCCUGUGGCAAGGGGAUGAAGCCCAUCGGCCAUGGAGCCAGGACGCCUGGGCACAAAUCUCCAGCUUCCUGAGUGACAUCAUCCUGACGUUCCCUGAGAGACUGCUGGCUCUUCCGAGAAGGCGUGAUGGAGUUGGGGCUGUCCUGCUUCCUCCUCCUUGCUCCCCGGCCCUGUCCUUCUGGGGUGAACAGAGGGGCCACCACAUCCAAACCAGUCACCCUGGUUCUGCUGGGCGGAUACUGGUGGCCUCUGUGGCACCAAAGCACAGCUCUCGGGUCCCGUGCUUCCCAAACCUGCAGUGCUUUCUGAAACUAGAGACACGGGCACCACUUUUCCUUCCAGAAGCCAGCAACUCUCCAGAUGGUAGCCACUCCAUCAGCCUGGGUCCUGGAAUGAGGACAACUCAGACAGUCCCAAACCAACUCAAGGUGACCUUUUGGAGUAAACAAGAAAGAAACCGUUUGUUGUGUCAAGGCACUGAGAGGUUGGGGUUGUUUGUUAUUAUGGCAUAACCUCUCCGAUCCUGACAGACACCCAGGCACCGUCCGGGACCUCCUGAGUCUCAGUCAGCAUGGGAGCUCUAGCUGAGCCAUUUUCUCAAGUCCCACAGUCGUGAUCUUGGAGAUCAGCGAGGUUUGUGAACCCGCACUUCACUCCACACUGAUCCUGAGGCACAGCUGAACUGUAGUGGGUUGAGUGGUGACCCCCCCCCAAACAUAUCCACAUCCUAACCCCUGGAACCUGUGAAUGUUACAUUAUUUCAAAAACGGGGCUUUGUAGACGUGAUAAAGAAUCUUGAAAGAGGAGAUCAUCCUGGAUUAUCCAAUAAGUACAAUGACAAGUGUCCUUCUAGGGGGAGGCAGAGGGAGAUUUAAGACAGACACAGAGGAGAAGGCCCUAUGAGACAGGCAGAGAUUGGAGGGACGUAGCCACAGCCAAGGAAUACCGACCACCACCAGCAGCUGGACAGGCAAGGAAUGAAUUCUCCCCUAGAACCCCAGAGAGGGUGUAGCCCUGAUGUCACCUUGAUUUCCAGAACUGUGAGAGAAUACAUUUUUGUUGUUUCAAGCCACCGAGUCUGUGGUACUUUGCUUCAGCUGCCAGUGGACGGACAGCGUCCACUAAUCCUCAGGGACCUCCCAGUCUCACAAGGGAAAUUGGGGCUGCACCAGAGAGAGCUGGGCAGCAGGGGCAAGGCAGCCAGAGCUGGGCUGACUGCUUGGGAAAUGAACUCUGGUGGAGGAGAAGUUUGAGCAGAGGUCUGGGGGGAUGUGCACUGGAGCUUAGUAGAGAAGGAGCGGGAGGGUGUUUCAGAAAGGGACAGGUAGGUGUGGACACCAGGAUGGGGGCCAGGCAGGUAUUCCAGCCACAGAAGAGCAGCAGAAUCUGUGCUGGGGAUGAAUGAAUGGAACAGGAGGGCUGGCAAACUUGGUCUUGAAACCCAAGCUGGCCUUCCUUCAUAUCAAUCUUUAUAAAGCCAGAAUGGUAAUUUGAAAAACUGUGCUUUCAAAAUAAGCCAAAAUAGUUAAAUUCAAAAUUGUAUCUAUGCCCUGACCACUACACAUAUAUAUAUAUGUGUAUAUAGAUAUACACACAUAUAUAUACAUAUAUGUGUGCAUAUAUACAUACAGACAGACCAAAACAUAAGAAAAUCAUGGGAUAGACUUAGGAAUUUUUUUCCUUCAUUUUUUAACUUGUUACUGAAGUUGCAACACUUUAAUAAACAAAAGAAUCCCAAAAUAAGUUCUGGGUUAAUAUGAAAUUAAUAAUGAACUACUGAGCGUUCUCGAGGAAGGGUGGGGUGGGUGAUCAAAAUAAUGGUUAAGGAAGGUAGUCGGGUCAGUCCUGUGCAUAAAGGAGAGGAGACGGAGCGGCAGAGGCCAGGAGACCUACAAAGGGGCCGUGCAACAUUCCAGGAGUGAGGUGUAGCGAGGCCCAACUAGGGAUGUGUGUGAGGACGGAGCAGUGUCGGAGCAGCGCUCACAGCCUCCGGUAGCUGCCAGGCCAGACGCUCGCUACACUCGACUGCCCUCUAGUGGCCAAAUCCGGGAAGCCAGCCACGCCUUUCAAAGCUACCUCCUAGGGAUAGAGCAUUGCGGGAACGUGAAGAAGGAGCUACGGGCUUUCUGGUGUCAGAGAAGGCUUCCCAGAGGACACGAUGCUUCCUUCCACUGAGCAUGGGCUCUUCGUUGCCAUAUGGCAUCUCUGGGGGUUUCACACUAGCCACCCCUUAUACCCCACAUAAUAGGAGCUGCUCUCUGCUUUAUACUGCCCGUCGCUGGCUGGAGUUGGAGCCUAAUUUGUGUGGCCAGAUGAGGAAAUCAAGGCCCAGAGAGGCAGAGGGACUCACCCACAGUCACACAGCUGAGGUGACAGAACCAGAACUGGGAGGCUGGCUCCUGAGUCUAUGCUCUUAACCACUUGCCAUUUGACCCUCUUUGUGCUGGUUGCACAACAAUGCCCAGAACCACAUUGAGGAGUGUUUUGCCUUUAACCAUCUUCUAUCCUGUUCACCACCCUUGUUCAACCUGUUUCCCACUCCCCGAAGGGUAUUUAAUGGCUAAAUGAAUCCCAAUCAAAUAUUAACUAGAAGAGAGGCACCUGAGCCUUCUCCCCCGGAACCUUCCCUUUCUGCUCAGAGUCCCAGUGUUUGUCACAGCAUCUGUGUUUGCAGAAGGUUCAUGGGUGCAGACAUCCCUGCAGGACGGAUGGGAGGACACAGCCUCUGGUCUGGGGAAAUUUAUGUCUAAAGGGAGCCGAGACGGAUGAACUAUUCCGUUUGCUCCUUUUGCUCUCUAUCAAGCACAGUCAGCUAGUGUUUUUUAAACUGUGAGUCGCCACACAUCAGUGAAUCAUGACAACCUUUUAGUGCGUCUCAAAUCACAUUUUAUUUACAAGAAACUAAUUAAAAUUUAAAAUAUCAUGUGCAUUUUAUGUAGCAUGGUUAAGAAUUGUUUUAGGGGGCUUCCCUGGUGGCACAGUGGUUGAGAGUCUGCCUGCCGAUGCAGGGGACACGGGUUCGUGCCCCGGUCCGGGAAGAUCCCACAUGCCGCGGAGCGGCUAGGAUGUGAGCCAUGGCCGCUGAGCCUGCACGUCCGGAGCCUGUGCUCCGCAAUGGGAGAGGCCACAGCGGUGAGAGGCCCGUGUACCGCAAAAAAAAAAAAAGAAUUGUUUUAGGAAAUUUUAUUUUAGCUGUGUGCACCUGCAUGUGUGUGUGUGCACACGCACACUUGGCUACGAUAUAAAAUAUAUUUCUUACUGUGAGUCCAGUCAAAAAAGUUAAAGAGCCGCAUAGCUAAAUGUUUUUCUCCUCUGCUUUCACAAUACUUGUUAACAGGAGCUUUACAACCCAUGUUUUUUUUUUUUGCUCGAGUUAAUCUGAAAGUGAGUUUCUAUCAGCCAGUCUACACUGGCCAUGAUGGAACAGAGGAGGGGUGAGGGGUGCUAAGACAGCACACGGAGGGAAGCUGUUGGCCACAGAGCCGGGGUUCCACUCCUCGGCCACCAAAUGCACCACCCAGAUGAUGACCCAGCGCGUCACCUGCUUAACUGAAGUCACCUGUGCUUCAUUAAAACCUUGAGGCCUGUGAGCAAGUUAAAUUGUUUGAAUUAACACAGCUUGUUGGAGCCAAACUUAAGCUAUAUUUUCAUAGGGCAUAUUUGUGGUUAAAAUCCUACUGUAAUAUUUAUAUUCAAAAAAUCCAGUUAAUGAAUUUGUCAUUUAUUCUUCCCUGCUUCGAAUCAACCAGUCCUGGCAUAUUUAUAGGACUUCCUCCUCGCAUCCCAGGCACAGACCCUCGGCUGUGUGGUGUGCACGGGAGGCUGGUCUGGCCAGCCCCGGGCAUCACAGGCCUGCUUUGGCAGCCUCGCGGAGGCCCCUCCUCCCGCCCCGCCCCUGCCCGGCUCCACUCUGAGGCCCUGAAGCUGGCUCUUUAUUCAGGGAAGACAGCCUUCCACUGUAGGGCAGCCCAGACCCUGGGGUCCCUGGGAUCCCCCGUGCUGAAGCCAGAGAAAUGCCCCCACAUCUGUAACACAUUCAUCUUUCCUCAGCAAGCCUGACACUGCUGACCCACCUUCUGGGCAGGGUGGAUCAUUAUAGAAGUUAGAACAUGAAAUCAGCCUGGAUUCUCAUCUCAGAUCUUCUGCUGAUAAGAUAAUGCCUUUGGGCACGUUGUGUAACCAAACCAAGGUUCAGCCGCCUCACCUGUGAGAUGGAGGCUGCUAGUAGCACCUAUUUCAUCAUGGUGCCGUAGGGGGAAAUGACGUAACACAGGUAAGGCAUUUGAGCUCCAUACUUAGCAAACGGUAAGUGCUCACUAAGUGUUACGGGCCAUUACGGUAAUGAUUAUGAUUGUUACAACAGUCUUCCAGGCAGCCUCAGGGUGGCUGUAGUCUGAGAGCCACACAGGGCCCCUCCAGGUUAACUCCCAGCGUCCAUCUCUCCAUCACCCACUGACUUUCCCGCCUUAAGCCCUGUCGCUUCCCACAGGGCCCCUCAUCCCUGCCGCUUUCUCGCCUCUUCAUGGCCCACUACCCACCUCUCAGCUUCACUUCCUCCGUUCUAAAGCCGGCUUUGAAGCACACGUCUCCUCAGUCCUUGCCGUGGCCUGAACAAGAUAACAUGGGGUGUGGUGUGAGAGGCCCUGGGUUCGAGUCCUUGCUUUGCUUUUUCCUGUCAGGAAGCACGGCUGUUUGCUUCAAGUAAAUCAAGACAGGCUGCAGAGGGAUCCUGAGCCUGAGACUGUACUAAAAGGGAGGGUCCUGCCGGUCAGGCAAAGCCCAGGGCCGAAGGUGUGUGACAAGGGCUCCCGGCUGUGGGGCGUCCAGCAGGCAGAAGGAACACUGACUCAGGGAGGGAGUGGACUGGAGGCAGGCAGGCAGACCCUGCCAUCUCCUGGACGGGGCUCAAGGAGCCUGGAGGGGUCAGGGGACCCACAGUGGGAACCGGGCCUUGGGUUGGGGAACUGAGGUCAACGCCCAGACACGUGAACUGGGCAGGUCUUGUUUUUGUGGAAGAAGUUUGGAUGCACACCGGGUGGCUGAAGGGUCACCGUCUCCAGAAUCCACAUGGUGCCCAAGGACAUAAUGCAAGGAUGGAUUGGCUGUGGUGGUCCGUGCUGGGCCCUGCUCCAGAUCCACCCGGAUUCACUCCCCGCAAAGGGAGCUACGUGGAGAGAGGCCUCGCUGGUCCCUGAGGCUUCCUGUGUCCAGACUAGAUGGGUAUGGGCUAGCCAGAACAGUCAGAGCUGGCUCAGCUCUAGCGAAGCCGGGAAGGCAAAGGCCUGGGAAAUAGAGUCACGAGGAAAUACUGUGCUGCUCAGAGACACAUGUCCUCUGAGCCGCCUCUAACUCAUUUCUGUGAGACAGAAAUAGUGAUGAGAUCCCCAAUACCUAAGCUCCUGGGUGUAUUAUGGAGAUGAAUGUAAGAAGUAGUUUGGAAAUAGCUGAACUAAUGUUCUUGUAUUGUCAUUACUCUCCCUUGUGUAAGUACACAAGGAUUUUACUAAAUUUCACUACAGUGUAAAUUGAUACAACACAUCGGGGAAUUCACGAGGGUUCCUGAAAUCAGACAAGGCUUCUGAGCAGGAAUGGCGCUGAGAAUGGGCCCAGAUGUGGUGAGAGUAAGUAUCUGUGUGGGAGAUGAGGGAAGGGAGUUACCUGGGCUCAAAACCGGUGACACAACUGGGCUUGAAUUUUCCUGAACCAGGUGCCUGCCUGCCUCGGUGCUCAGGGGCGGUGCUGCCGUGACUGGGGACCCCAGCCUGAGGCCUGCCUCCUCUGAGCCAAUCCUGGGCGUGUCUGGGGAAGGCCUUUGGUCAACGCGGGCAGACCAAGUUCAGUCGUGGAGCAGCAGAGCUGAUUCAAGGCUACCCCUGGGGUUAAAGGAGCCAAGGCAGGGGAAUGGGCAUCACAUCUGCACGUCUCUUACAUUUGAAGAGAUUCUGCGGGCUUGUAGUUUUCAUAGCCCCUCAUACCUUUCAUCCUCUCAACAACUCAGCCCAAUUAUUAUCCCAUUUUUAACUGCAUAGGCGAAUAGGACUCAGAGCGAUUUGCCUAAGGGCAAACGGCCAAGUUGGGACUAGAACACAGACGCUGGAGCCCAGAUCCAACCCAUGUCCCCAGAACAUUUGGAGCUCAGUGUCCCAGGAUGGGGGCAGGAGCCAGGAUCAGACCCAGGCUGUGGCCAGUAGCUCAGAGGACCAGAACCUGGCAGUUCCAAGCACAAAGUCAUGUGCCGAAUGUCUUGAUGGGUUGAAACCGUGUCUGGUGGCAGCAUACGAGAGAUAUGUCUUUUCUUUUUUAUAGUUUUCUGUAUUGAUCAGAAUUUUUGCAUAAACAAGCUUUAUGUUUAUAAUCAGACAAAAACAUAACCUUAUUUUUCUGGGGCUUGGGUGGUAGAAAUCUGCAUAGAGCCGAGUUAGGGCCCUUCAUCGACCAGCAGCUGCUCUUGUGGGCAGGGCUCUGGCCCUCAUCGUACCUGAGUCCCCUGAUGCUCUUUUCCUGAUGAUGGUUUCAACACUUCUAAUUUCCAGUUCUCUCAGCUCAGUCCCCUUUCUGGCAACCACAGCUGCCCUCCCCCAUCCUUUGAGGGUUUUCCAGCAAACCUUUGCACUCAGUUCCUUGGCAGAAGAUCAGGGGAUCACAUGGCUGAGUGACUGGUGUUUUCUGAAUCAUGGAAUGGAAAGAAACACUACACACAAAGCCAGCACACAGACCCUCUGUUGCAAGCCUGGUAAUAGCGCGGCGUGGAAGUGAUUCAUCUGAGACCGCCUGGCGUGUGCACACGCAUUGGAGCGAGGUCAGUGCAGUGUUCGCCUUCUCCAGUGACUAAUGGGGCUUCUCAGGCAGAGGGAAGCCCCAGGCCCCUCCUAGGUACACCAUGGAGCCUAGCAGCCCUGUGCCCCAGGCUCUGGGGCUGCCAGAGAGGUGUCUGGGGAAGUCAUAGACAGGCUGGGGCAGGAGGUGA
Orcinus orca (killer whale) is the source of this 7184-nucleotide messenger RNA. RefSeq lists its product as uncharacterized. The record is from RefSeq and is a predicted model, not a curated record. Lineage: Eukaryota; Metazoa; Chordata; Mammalia; Artiodactyla; Delphinidae. The coding region runs from base 7 to 729 and encodes 240 amino acids. The transcript is spliced from 8 exons.